ACCCUAAAAAGCCCUGCAUAUUAUUUUCUUCCAACUCUCUCCUAAUAUAAACUAUCUCCUCCGCGCCGCUCUCUUUCUUCUUCAUAGCCAAAAGCACCAUAUCUUAGGGUUUCUCCUGCGACAGCUCCGAUGGGAAAGGGUACAGGGAGUUUUGGUAAGAGAAGGAACAAGACCCACACUCUCUGCGUGAGAUGUGGGCGCCGCAGCUUCCAUCUCCAGAAGAGCCGCUGCGCUGCGUGUGGUUUCCCUGCUGCCCGUAAGAGGAAAUAUAACUGGAGUGUGAAGGCAAUCAGAAGAAAGACCACUGGAACUGGUAGGAUGAGGUAUCUCCGCCAUGUCCCUCGCAGGUUCAAGAGUGGUUUCAGAGAAGGUACUCAAGCAGCCCCAAGGAAAAAGGUUGCAGCAGCUUCAGCUUAAGGUGUUGUGAGAUUGUUUUGAAUGAGCCGUUUUAUGGGAACAUUACAUGAGGAGUUGUCAUUACAUUGGAUGCUUUAGUUGUUUUUAGUUUCUACUUUGAUGUAGUUGCGUUAAAUUUUGAACAAAAUUGGUUGAGGCUAUUGUUGUUAGACCCUUAAUUACUUGAUGAAGUUAAUGAUGUUCUUGUUUUGGUUACA
Theobroma umbraticum is the source of this 614-nucleotide messenger RNA. Its product is annotated as Zinc-binding ribosomal protein family protein. Gene Ontology annotation, cellular component: ribosome; cytosolic large ribosomal subunit. Gene Ontology annotation, biological process: translation. Gene Ontology annotation, molecular function: RNA binding; structural constituent of ribosome. Lineage: Eukaryota; Viridiplantae; Streptophyta; Magnoliopsida; Malvales; Malvaceae. The record is from RefSeq and is a predicted model, not a curated record.